AUUCUCAAAUACUAUAAACGAAAUUGUGAACAGGUAUAAAUAUAAUAGUUUUACCGACUGACUGCGAGCGAAGAAACCUUAAAUACGUGCUGUGAUCCAUAUUACUAUAUUCCGAUGAAUAAUUUAUAAGAGGCGGUUUGUGUGUUUUUGUUUUUUUUUGCGAGAGAGGGAGAGGAAAUGUCUGUUGGCAUCUUAUGCGCCAGCUGUUUUCUAUAGUUGCACAUAAUGCAAAUGGCAUAUUUUCUCAAUGUUGCUAGUCAUCAAAUAAUUGGGGAUAUUCUUCGUAUACACCGGUCGGUGAUUUACGAGUACGAGCAUGUGUUCAUUAAUCCAAGAUAAAACAAGAGUCCGGGUCAGUUCUGUGUUGAACCGUGAUGUGAAGCAAUUUGGUAAAAGUGGCCUCUUUGAUUGUCGGGAUGACACUUGCUGGAAUUCAAGUGAGGGAACACCGCAAUGGAUUCUUGUUGAUUUAGGUAUUCAAGCCGAGAUUAAAGAGAUUGCUAUCAGUUUCCAAGGUGGGUUUGCUGGAAAAGACUGCUGGAUAGAAACCUCUUCAUCAGUUAAUUCUAAUGAAUUAAAAUAUCUAUGUAAAUUUUAUCCAGAAGAUAAUUCAACACUACAAAUUUUCCCACUCAAAGAGUCACCUACAGCACAAUUGAUUAAAAUAGUGUUUCAUACAAGUACAGACUUCUAUGGCCGAAUUAUUGUCUAUAAACUGGAUAUUAUUGGAGUUGAUCUAACAGAAAAGUGAUUGAAAUGUUAACAGUUGGAUUUUAUAAAUUUUUAAAAAAUAUUUAAUUCGCCAUGCAAUAUUGGUUUGACUUCAUAGAACAAGCUACCAUAUUGGCUGAAAUUAUGUUGAUUCAACCAAAACUAUUGAGAAUACAUUUUUUGUGUUGGAAAAACAAUGUAUUUCUUCUCCAUUAGGCUUGACUUGAAAACUGGAAUGCAAUAUUUUCAUCAGAUUAACAAUUAAUUAAGAAUGAGCAACAACAAUUCGUAAGUAUUCUGAUAUGAGAAUUUCAAUUUCAAAUGUACCAUGGGCUGAUGUGUUAGUUUAAAGCACAAAGAUCAAGAAUUAGAUUUGAUAUUUUUUUUUUUGUCAAAUAGUUCUACAGAUGAUGUCACUAUUUCUAGUAAUGACCAGAGCAGAAACACAUUUCCAGACACUUUGUUGAUGAAAACCAGCAAAGCUGUACAUUUGACUGGCAAGGAACAGCAUAUCAAUGUCUCACAAAUCAUUGGUUUGUGUAGCAUUAUAAAUUAACUCUAUAAAUUAACACUGGACUUUUAAUGAAAAUUUCAAGAAGAUUACCUGUAAAUAUUAUUACAAAAAGUAAUAACAAACCUGCAUUUAUAAAGAAAAUGAACGUA
Messenger RNA from Octopus bimaculoides (California two-spot octopus), 1374 nucleotides. RefSeq names its product nuclear receptor 2C2-associated protein. The record is from RefSeq and is a predicted model, not a curated record. NCBI's taxonomy places the organism in Eukaryota, Metazoa, Mollusca, Cephalopoda, Octopoda, Octopodidae.